AUGGGCGCCUUUCUUAUCGAAUUCGUUCUCUUCGGUGUUACUGGUCUCCUACCCACGUUUGCGAUUGCCGUUGGCUUUGGUUCCGAGGUCGGAUUCAGUCUCAUUGCAAUCCUCAAUGGCGCAUCGUGCCUUGGACGCAUCACGACUGGUAUGGUAGGCGACAGACUGGGACACCUGAAUUUCCUAAUUACUAUGAUCUCUAUCGUGAUCAUCAUCACGGGCGUUAUUUUUGUGCCUUUUGGAACGAAACACAUCGGGGCUUUGUAUACUUUUGCUGCUCUGUGGGGCUAUGGAUCUGGAUCGUUCUUGUCCUGCAGUCCAGUUUGCGUGGGGAAGACAUGCGAGCCAAAAGACUAUGGCAGAUAUGUUGGUACGAUGAACUUCUUCGUCAGCUUCUCGCUGUUGGUGACCGUUCCUGUCGGUGGACAAAUGCUUGACAGUAUGGGUGGCAUGGCGCUCUCAGGCUUUUACUUGGCGGUUAUAUUUCUUGGCGGCGGCUGCUUCUUCGCCGCCCGUACCUUGCUACUGGAUGGACGAACCAUCUUCAGAGCUAUUAUCUGA
This is a messenger RNA of Colletotrichum graminicola M1.001, 561 nucleotides long. Its product is annotated as monocarboxylate transporter. The record is from RefSeq and is a predicted model, not a curated record. The transcript is spliced from 3 exons. Gene Ontology annotation, biological process: transmembrane transport. NCBI's taxonomy places the organism in Eukaryota, Fungi, Ascomycota, Sordariomycetes, Glomerellales, Glomerellaceae. Gene Ontology annotation, molecular function: transmembrane transporter activity. Bases 1 to 561 code for a protein of 186 amino acids. Gene Ontology annotation, cellular component: fungal-type vacuole membrane.